Messenger RNA from Malaya genurostris, 565 nucleotides. RefSeq lists its product as uncharacterized. NCBI's taxonomy places the organism in Eukaryota, Metazoa, Arthropoda, Insecta, Diptera, Culicidae. The record is from RefSeq and is a predicted model, not a curated record. The coding region runs from base 1 to 534 and encodes 177 amino acids. The transcript has a single exon.
AUGCUCGGGGAAUUGGCCGAGGUUAAUCCCAUAGUAAAAGAUUCAUUGCUAAAUGCAGCACGACGCCCAGCGGCUCGUCGUUAUCAUCCAGCUACGAUGAAAUUCGCAGCUGGAGUGUAUCUAAACGGACCUCGUACUUACCGGUAUAUAAGAAACUCAAAGCAAAUAAUGUUACCACACAAAAACAGUGUGUACAAUUUUAAUCGAAACAUUCGUUUAAAGCCAGGGUUGGACGGAGCAAUCUUGAAUCGAAUGAAAACUAAAACUAAGUGGCUGCGAACUAAACAGAACAAAUUAGUAAUGAUCUGCCUAGAUGGAAUGUCUGUUAAAUCAGAACUGACUUAUUGUGCUAAGUCCGACACGUUCUAUGGAUUUUCGGAUUACGGUACUGUAAAGAAGGUCGAAAGGAAUGAUCCUACAAAACUGGCAACUGAAGCAGUUGUAAUAAUGGUCUCUGGGAUAUACAGUAGAUUCAAGCAGGUGUGUAAAAUGAUUAUUUAUUCAACUUGUUUUGUUUUAAUUUUAGUUCCAUGAAUUUUAUCUUCAGCCUGUUGGAUAUUUUCUU